Molecule: messenger RNA, 1128 nt
Organism: Orycteropus afer afer
Lineage: Eukaryota; Metazoa; Chordata; Mammalia; Tubulidentata; Orycteropodidae
Source: RefSeq, a predicted model, not a curated record
CCGAUCGCGCAUCCCCCCACGUGUUUGCUCAGCCCACCAAUGGGUAGACGUGUCGCGUGAACCUGGGUUCGGCCCUUCGCGCGCCUGAGCCAAUCCGAAAGUGCUGUGUGCGCGCGCGCGUGCGUGUGCGUGUGUGUGCGCGCGCGCGCGCGUGUGUGUGGGGUGCGUGUGUGUAUGUGUGCGCGCGCGGGCGCGCGCGGGCGCGCGGGCGAGUGGAGGGGCCCGGCACAGAACUGGGAGGCCCUGCUCGCAGGUCCCGGGGUCCCGGUGGCGGCCGGAGCUCUGGUCCGCAAGCGGCGGGCGGGUGGUCCCCCCAGCGGCCACCCGCGCGUGCGCGGCCGGCCCCCUCCUCCCUCCUCCUCCUUGGCUCCCGCGCGGCGGCGGCGGUUCGUCUCCCCUCCCCCAGCCCUGGCUCCAGGGGACCCCGCGAUGCCGGUCCGUACUGAGUGUCCCCCGCCGGCCGGUGCCUCGGCCGCUUCAGCGGCCUCGCUCAUCCCACCGCCGCCCAUCAACACGCAGCAACCCGGCGUGGCCACCAGCCUCCUCUACAGUGGCUCCAAGUUCCGCGGCCACCAGAAGAGCAAGGGGAACUCGUAUGACGUGGAGGUGGUGCUGCAGCAUGUGGAUAUGGAAAACUCUUACCUUUGUGGAUACCUGAAAAUUAAAGGCCUUACUGAGGAGUAUCCAACGCUUACAACCUUCUUUGAAGGAGAAAUAAUAAGCAAAAAACACCCUUUCUUAACUCGAAAGUGGGAUGCAGAUGAAGAUGUUGAUCGGAAACACUGGGGGAAGUUUCUGGCUUUCUAUCAGUAUGCAAAAUCAUUUAAUUCUGAUGACUUUGAUUAUGAAGAGUUGAAGAAUGGGGAUUAUGUCUUCAUGAGGUGGAAGGAGCAGUUCCUGGUCCCAGACCACACAAUCAAAGAUAUCAGUGGUGCUUCCUUUGCCGGGUUCUACUACAUCUGCUUCCAGAAAUCAGCAGCCUCCAUCGAGGGCUAUUACUACCAUAGGAGUUCAGAAUGGUACCAGUCCCUCAAUCUGACUCAUGUUCCUGAACACAGCGCACCCAUCUAUGAAUUCCGGUGACAAUGGUUCAGAACAACCACCAAAUAAAACUUAACUUGGCAAAAA